CCGGCCCGCCGAUGGAGCCAGGGCAAAAGUACAGGCCCUACACCCCGCUCCACCUGCCCAACCGGACAUGGCCGACCCGUGUGCAACGUACUAGCCCCAUCUGGACCAGUGUAGACCUGCGCGACGGCAACCAGGCCCUCGUAAAGCCCAUGUCUGGCGAGCAGAAGCUGCGCUUCUUCAACAAGCUCGUCGAGUGCGGCUUCAAAGAGAUCGAAGUCGCGUUCCCCUCCAGCAGCGAUACCGACUUUGGCUUCGUCAGGCACAUCAUCGAGCAUGAUAUGAUCCCGGACGACGUCUACAUUCAGGUUUUGACGCCAGCAAGAGAGGAGCUCAUCCGACGGACCUUCGAGUCAAUCAAGGGCGCCAAAAAUGUAAUCAUGCACAUGUAUAAUGCCACCUCAUCCCUCUUCCGAAAUGUAGUCUUUCGCAACUCGCAGCAGCAAACGAUCGACCUCGCCGUCAAGCACACUAAGAUUGUCCGCGAGCUGGUCGACGAAUACAGCAAGCCCGAGAACGGAGGGACCAACUUCAAGUACGAGUACUCGCCCGAGACAUUCACCCAGACCGAAAUGGAUUUUGCCGUGGAGAUCUGCGAGGAGGUGCGGAAAGCGUGGGGGCUCGCGAGCGAAGAGAACAAGAUCAUCUUCAACCUACCCGCCACGGUCGAAAUCGGCCCCCCAAAUCACUACGCAGACCAGAUCGAGUACUUUUGCACGCACAUCAGUAAGCGCGAAGAAAUCAUCGUUUCUCUGCAUCCACACAACGACCGCGGCUGCGCAGUCGCUGCAGCAGAGAUGGGCUUGCUCGCCGGAGGGGACCGCAUUGAAGGGUGUCUGCUAGGCAAUGGCGAGCGGACGGGUAACGUGGACAUUGUCACACUCGCCCUGAACCAAUACUGCCAGGGCAUCCAACCAGGCCCGCUGGAUAUGUCCGAUGUCCAAUCGAUCGUCGACGUCGUGUCGGGCUGCAACGACAUCCCCGUCCACCCGCGGCAUCCGUACGCCGGUGAGCUCGUCUUCACCGCCUUCUCGGGCUCGCAUCAGGAUGCAAUCAAGAAAGGCUUCGUGGUGCACCAGGAGGGUGUGGCAAGAGGUGAUCCAGUAUGGGACAUUCCGUACCUACCAAUCGACCCGGCCGACCUCGGCGCGACGUACGAGGCGGUCAUCCGCGUCAACUCGCAAUCUGGCAAGGGCGGUGUCGCGUACCUUGUCGCGCAAGCACUGGGCCUGGACUUACCGCGCCGGAUGCAGAUCGCAUUCUACCAAGUGAUCCAAGAGAUUGCGGACCGGACCGGCAAGGAGAUCACUUCUGAGGAUAUCACGCGCGCCUUUACCACGACGUACCACCUGCCGUCGUUGGAGCUGGGAAAGAAUGAAGGGCGCUUUGCGCUGCGAAGCUUCACGCUCUCCGCCGCUAAGGCGCUCCCGGCAGACCUGAGCGCGUCGAUGCUCGAGGAGCUCUCCGCAGCUGGUACCGGCGCUGAGACGCCGCGCCUGCUGACGUUCGAGGGCGACAUUGCCGAGGGCGGCCAGGUGCACAAGCUCCGCGGCAGCGGCAACGGCGCCAUCUCGGCGCUGCUCGACGCGCUCGAGAAGGCAUUCGGCGUGCAGGCCAACGUGCGCGAGUACAGCGAGCAUGUCAUCGACCGAGCCUCGCUCAUCGCCGGCGGCGCGUCCGUAAGCAGUGUCAGCGCCGCCAUCCCCAGCGCUGCCGCUGUCGACACCAAGCGCAGCGGCAGCAAGACCAAGGCGCAAGCAGCCUCAUACGUCGAGCUCGUCGACGCAGACGAGAGCGAGCGCGUCGGCGCCAGGAAGGCGACUGGCUUCUGGGGCGUCGGCAUCGACGUCGACAUCACCGCUGCAGGCCUAAAGGCCGUUUUAUCCGCCGCGAGCAACAUCAUUAACCCAACGCGGCGAUGAGCGAGGCGACCAAGGUCAUGCAGGGGCAGAAUGCCAAGGUCAACAACAGGAAUUGUUCCGCUCAUUGAUUCGGCGGCGCUUUUGUUCCGUUUGUACGAGUGAGCGAGCCAGCUUCCAGAGGACAAGCAUAUGCUUUCUCUAUGCCGUUUGAUCGCAUCAAUCUAGACGGGAGCAGCAUGUAUCUCUGCCUUUUCCCUGCAGCACGCCAUUCCGAAAGAAAAGGAAAAAUGUAACAUACGCGCCACGCUAUAUGUUGAUGUCCGAGUCUCAAGAGGAUGAAA
Messenger RNA from Tilletiaria anomala UBC 951, 2200 nucleotides. RefSeq names its product putative LEU4-2-isopropylmalalate synthase. Lineage: Eukaryota; Fungi; Basidiomycota; Exobasidiomycetes; Georgefischeriales; Tilletiariaceae. The record is from RefSeq and is a predicted model, not a curated record. Gene Ontology annotation, cellular component: mitochondrion. Gene Ontology annotation, biological process: L-leucine biosynthetic process. The transcript is spliced from 2 exons. Gene Ontology annotation, molecular function: 2-isopropylmalate synthase activity. Bases 12 to 1919 code for a protein of 635 amino acids.